GCCCAGUCGAUUAAGACUUAAACAGCUCCAGUGCGCAGCCAGAGGCAAUGUUCUAGAGAGACUCUCUAUCUCCAAAACAUCACUGUUUCAACUAUAUUCCCGCACUCAGCACCUCACAACCAUCCCCGCAGCCUCGAAAAUGGCGGCCACAACACCACCCUUCCAGAUCCCGCAACAUGUCACGGCUCUCCUGUCGCAUCUGACCUCCCGCCCGGGCGUCCAAUCCACAUUCAUCCUCUCCCGCAAAGACGGCUCCAUCAUCCAAAGCACCGGCCUGAUCGCUUCGAAACCCGCUCCGAACGUCUCUACCCCGAACGGUGCCCCUGCAGCUGAGGAACUGGACCCUGCGCCCUCCGUUGCCUCGCCUACUUCUACGUCUACUUCCUCUGCUACGCCCGCCGGCGCCGGCGCCGCAGAUUCAUCCUCCCCUUCUUCUACGCCCACUAGCCCAGUAGCUCAGAAACAAUCCCAACAACAAACACAGCAGCAGCAGCAAACCCCCACAACACCCUACCAACCAUCCCAGGCCGAGGCCCUCGCCGCACACGUCUUCGCCUUCGUCGCGAGCGCGACGGAUCUCAGUCUCUCGCUGUCGAGGCCCCCUGGGGCGGAAGUUUCGUCUGCCGGGUCUAGAGCGGUUGAGGCCGGCGAUGUGAAUGGCGCGCAGGAGGGGGGUUAUUUAAGUGGGACGGGGGCUGGAGCUAGGGAAGAUGCGGAGGGAGGAGAGGGAUUCGAAAGAGAUGAGGACGACGAGGUCAAGUUGCUACGGAUGCGCACGAAGAAGCAUGAGAUUGUGGUGGUGCCGGAUCGGAAGUAUUUGUUGUGUGUGGUGCAUGAUGCUGCAGGGAGUGCUGGUGGUGGUGCUGCGGUGGGGGGUGUUGGGAGGGGGAGGUGAUUCUGACUUUUGAUUUAGGGUCUAAGGUCUAGGAUCUAGGAUCUAGGAUAUCAUGAUACUAGGUUGGUUGGUUGGGGUGGAAUUGUUGGGAUAGGUCUAAUAAGGGACUGUGGGAUGGAUCCUGGGGGCUGGACUACUGGCAUGAGUGGUGGAAAUGGUGGUUUGAUGGACAUAUGUU
Molecule: messenger RNA, 1073 nt
Organism: Aspergillus steynii IBT 23096
Lineage: Eukaryota; Fungi; Ascomycota; Eurotiomycetes; Eurotiales; Aspergillaceae
Exons: 2
Coding region: 140-895 (251 amino acids)
Biological process (GO): microtubule-based movement
Cellular component (GO): cytoplasm; cytoplasmic dynein complex
Molecular function (GO): dynein intermediate chain binding
Source: RefSeq, a predicted model, not a curated record